This is a messenger RNA of Fusarium tjaetaba, 846 nucleotides long. RefSeq names its product TKL kinase. Gene Ontology annotation, biological process: protein phosphorylation. The transcript has a single exon. NCBI's taxonomy places the organism in Eukaryota, Fungi, Ascomycota, Sordariomycetes, Hypocreales, Nectriaceae. Bases 1 to 846 code for a protein of 281 amino acids. Gene Ontology annotation, molecular function: ATP binding; protein kinase activity. The record is from RefSeq and is a predicted model, not a curated record.
AUGCGCCUUUCGGAUCGAGAAGCUGCCCAUGCCAUCCGAGCCAGACUCGAGCCCCUCGGCCGAACAGGCCUCAGCAUCGUAUACACAGAGAAGGGCAACUCCAAGUCCGCUCUGAAGGCAGCUGGAUUUUGGUUAGACGGUGAAAUGUACGACCACGCCGCAUUCGCUGAAGAUACAAGCAACUUGUUUAAGCGCGAAGCUGCCAUAUAUGAAGCUCUCGGCUCACAUCCAUGUAUCCUCAAGUGCAUCGGUGUCGAACUCAUGCCUGAUGGAGAAGAAGCUUGGGCUUUGCGUCUUGAGCGGGCGCCUCAUGGCAAUUUACGGGAGUACAUUGGGAAGAACGAACCUCCGGCAAUGGCUCGUCGCUUGCAGGUAGCUAUCGACUUCACGGAAGCUUUGCAAUACGUCCAUGAUCGCGGGGUUAUUUGGGGCGACGUCUCACCUCGAAAUGUUCUUGUCUUUGAUGAUCUUCAUAUCAAACUCUGCGACUUUGCCGGCUCGAUUCUGAAGGGCAAGUUCCCCGAGCUUCUCUUUACAUGUGAACCUCGUUGUUGGGUGCCAGGACCAGAAGGAGACUCUACUCCCCGAAGUGUACUCGAAAAGGAGCUGUUUGCGCUUGGUACUGCAAUUUGUGAGAUCACAGAAUGGACUGUUCCUUAUGGGCCAAUAGAGAUAGAAGAACUCCAGCAGAAACUUAUGGACGGAGAGUAUCCUUACGUUGGUGACAGUAAUCCUGUCAAGGAUGUUAUCAAGAAGUUAUGGAAUUUUGAGUAUAGUUCUGCACAAGAGGUGGUGGAAGCUCUGAGGACAGCUCUCGUUGAUACGCAAGGCGGAGUUCAGGUGUGA